This is a messenger RNA of Stegodyphus dumicola, 1617 nucleotides long. RefSeq lists its product as uncharacterized. Gene Ontology annotation, biological process: regulation of transcription by RNA polymerase II. Gene Ontology annotation, cellular component: nucleus. The record is from RefSeq and is a predicted model, not a curated record. Lineage: Eukaryota; Metazoa; Arthropoda; Arachnida; Araneae; Eresidae. Gene Ontology annotation, molecular function: DNA-binding transcription activator activity, RNA polymerase II-specific; RNA polymerase II cis-regulatory region sequence-specific DNA binding.
UAGGUAAUCAAUCAUUAUUAUUAAAUUAAUCAUUAUUAAAUUGUGAUUUAAACGACCAUAUGCUUAUUCACGUACGCCAGACACCUCAUAUGUAUGGCGUGUGUAGCAAGUCAUUUACGCAAAAGGGUACUUUGAAUGAUCAUAUGCUUAUUCACACAGGAGAGAAACCUCAUGUUUGUGAGGUUUGUAAGAAGUCCUUUAGACUAAAGCACGAUUUAAAGAGACAUGCGUUUAUUCACACAGGAGAGAAACCUCAUGUGUGUAAGGUAUGUAGCAAGUCAUUUACACAAAAGAAUAGUUUAAGUUACCAUAUGCGUAUUCACACAGGUGAGAAACCUCAUGUAUGUGAAAUAUGUAAAAUGUCAUUUAAACGAAAGGAUGAAUUAAACAGGCAUGUGUUUAUUCACACAGGAGAGAAACCUCAUGUGUGUGAGGUAUGUAAGAGGUCAUUCAGGCAAAAAAAUAAAUUAAACCAGCAUAUGUUUAUUCACACAGGAGAGAAAGCUCAUGUGUGUAAGGUAUGUAAAAAGGCAUUUAUACAAAAGAAUAUUUUAAAUGAGCAUAUGCUUAGCCAUGCAGGGGAGAAACCUUAUGUAUGUGAGUUAUGUAAAAUAUCAUUUAGACAAAAAGAUGAUUUAAACCAGCACGAGUGUAUUCGUACAAGAAGGAAAUCUUAUGUUUGUGAGGUAUGUAACAAGGGAUUUGCACAGAAAGACAAUUUAAAGAAGCACAUGCUUAUUCACACUGGAGAAAAACCUCAUGUGUGUGAGAUAUGUAAAAAGUCAUUUAGACUAAAACCUGCAUUAAAUGAGCAUUUGCUUAUUCACACAGGCGAGAAACCUUAUGCGUGCGAAGUAUGUAACAAAUCAUUUAGAAUAAAAUUAGAGUUGAAGGUGCAUAUGCGUCUCCACACAGGAGAAAAGCCGUAUUUGUGUGAACUAUGUAAAAACUCAUUUAGGCGAAAAGAUAGAUUAAGACAUCAUAUGCUUGUUCAUACAGGAGAGAAACCAUAUGUGUGUGAAGUAUGUAAUAAGUCUUUUAGACAAAAGCGUGAUUUAAACAUCCAUAUACUUAUCCACACUGGGGAAAAACCUUAUAUGUGUGUAAAAUGUGGCAAGUCAUUUGCACAAAAGGGUCACUUAAACAUACAUGUGCUUACUCACUCAGAAGAGAAACCCUUUAUGUGUGAAAUAUGUCGCAAAUCAUUUACACAAAAGGGUCACUUAAAUAUGCAUAUGCUUAUUCAUACGGGUGAGAAGCCUUAUGUGUGUGAAAUAUGUAAAAAGUCAUUUCGACGAAAUGAAAAAUUAAAGCAACAUUUAAUUCUUCACGCAAGAGAGAAAUCUUGUAUAUAAAAUAUGUAAUUAGUUGUUUAGGUAAGAAGGUGAUUUAAAUGAGUGUAUGCUUAUCUACACUAGGAAGGAGCUUCAUUUGUAUAUGGUAUACAGCAACCUAUUCAGGCAUAAGUUAAAAAAACAUGCAUAUUUACAUGGAAGAGGUAUGUAUUUAACAAUCUCUUCCAUUUCCAACUUCAUCAUGCAUUUAACAACUUAUUUAUACAGUACAAAGUCUUUAAUCCGGACUCGUCGGGACUUUGGCGAUUCCGGAUGCCAUGCA